GUAACGUUGCAGUGAAGAAUAAAUGCAUACAAAGUGAUCCUGUGUUUUGUGAUGUCACCGCAAAUCAGUGAAUGAAUUACAUCUUGAUAAGUUGCAGUGAGCUGCAGAACUACUUUUCUUGAGAUAAGAUCCUAUCUAUGUGCGACCUCCGUCUUCCGGCUCUCUACCAUUUUGAGUUUGUCUUUUGGAAGCUGAGCAAAGGACCAGGGUCGGCCGGUCGGAGCGUUGGUUACGAAAGUAAGUUAAGGAAUCAACAUCACACGUCAUACAGCUGCCUUAUAACAUAUUGUGAGUUCAGUGACCUCGGCCUUGUUUACAUGGGACAUUUUAGUCGAGUGAGUUAUGUAACAACAACGCAAAGCCACCGGGGGGCCUGUCCAUCGCACACUGUGCCUCAGUAAGUAUUAAUAGGAAUCCAAAUGCACCUGCUGCACUCUGAGAGAUGACUGCAGACAGCGCGCAGGCGUCACGCAGCGGCUUCUGAGUUUCGGGUGGAGAGCUCCUCUGAGAAAGAUGUUCAACUGGGAAGAGGAGUGGAACAUCUCCUUCGCGGGCUGCGGCUUCAGGAGCGUCUACCACCUGGGCGCCCUGAGCUGCGUGCUGGAGCGGCUCCCUCGGCUGGUUCACGGAGCCUCCAAGAUCUGUGGGGCGUCGUCUGGUUGUCUGGUGGCUGCAGCCCUCACCGUUGGGAUCCCCAUCGAGGAGUUCACUGCUGAUGUUCUGACCGUGGCCAAAGAGGCCAGGAGACACACUCUGGGGGUUUUCCACCCGACCUUCAGCCUGCAGCGGACAGUCCGCUCCCUGCUGGAGAAGCUCCCUGCAGACGCACACCUGCGGGCCUCCGGCCGGCUGUGCGUGUCUCUCACCAGGCUGCCCGACCGCAGGAACGUGUUGGUGUCGCAGUUUGAAAGCAGAGAGGAUCUCAUUCAGGCGCUGAUGUGCAGCUGCUUUUUCCCUGUUUACUGCGGUUUCAUCCCACCUUCCUUCCACGGGGUGCGCUACAUCGACGGAGCCCUCAGCAACAACAUGCCUCUGUUCGAGCGGAGGAACACCGUCACCAUCGCGCCCUUCUCCGGCGAGAGCGACAUCUGCCCCAGAGAGGGGACCUUCAACUUCUUCGAGGUGCACUACGGCAACGUGAGCAUCCAGGUGAACACGGGGAACGUGCACCGGAUCUGUACGUCUUUCCUCCCUCCCAGACCCGAGACACUGGCUGAGAUCUGUCACAACGGCUACAGGGACGCUCUCCUCUUCCUGAGGGAACGAGGUGAGCUCGGAGCAGAGGGCGUCCCGCCGGGUCUGUCCCAGGAGACGCUGCUGGACGGACAAAACCCUCAGCGAGGAGAUCGCCGCCGGCUGAAGGUCGCAGCGAAUCUCCCGCCAUGCAUCGCUGAAGUGCUGUGGGAGGCGUGCAGGGACGGUCACCAUGGAGACACUCGGGUGGGGUCUCAGGUCACCGACUUCCUCCCCGUGAGGCUGCUGAUGUCUCUUCUGAGCCUCCUCUUGCUGCCCGUCGAGGUGAUCUUCUCACUCGCCAAAAGGGCAUUUGGAGAGCAGCGCUGCUGUAGCAGCUCCUCGACCUCCGACCUCACAGGGGCCGAACAGACGGAACCGGCGUCCUCGGUGGACACCAGCCGCGGCCCGGACUCGUCCUCCUCCUCCCCCGGAGCGAGGGCGGCGGGUGCGGAGGCGUCACGGAGACGCAAGCGGGAGGGUCGCCAACCAGAGACCACGGCAGGCUGACCCCCAACGGAGUAAUGUCGCUUCGGAUUAUUGCAACCCAACAACCACAGGACGAGGACCAAAAGCUUGACUUUUGUCAACUUUUCACACUUUCUCUCAUAUGAAGAUUAUGAGAGUAACACAAUGUGUUGCAUGUUGUUUCCUUUCUAAUAUAAUCUCUCUCUAAAAAAAAACCCCACCUCAGCUACGGU
Messenger RNA from Pungitius pungitius (ninespine stickleback), 1934 nucleotides. RefSeq names its product patatin-like phospholipase domain-containing protein 2. Gene Ontology annotation, cellular component: membrane; cytoplasm; lipid droplet. NCBI's taxonomy places the organism in Eukaryota, Metazoa, Chordata, Actinopteri, Perciformes, Gasterosteidae. Gene Ontology annotation, molecular function: triacylglycerol lipase activity. Gene Ontology annotation, biological process: lipid homeostasis; triglyceride catabolic process. Bases 514 to 1743 code for a protein of 409 amino acids. The transcript is spliced from 7 exons. The record is from RefSeq and is a predicted model, not a curated record.